Phaeodactylum tricornutum CCAP 1055/1 is the source of this 1298-nucleotide messenger RNA. RefSeq lists its product with no specific name. The transcript has a single exon. The record is from RefSeq and is a predicted model, not a curated record. Lineage: Eukaryota; Bacillariophyta; Bacillariophyceae; Surirellales; Neidiaceae. Gene Ontology annotation, molecular function: dioxygenase activity. The coding region runs from base 162 to 1298 and encodes 378 amino acids.
CCAUGGCAUGCUAUCGUACAACCACUGGCUGGUGCUACUCUUGAACGCUGCAGGCUCUCAUCAUACCUAGCCUACACUUCACCUCACAUUAAAUACAAUCUUAAAACGAAAAAUCUCCGGAAGACGCAAGGUUACUACCGAGCGUACGUAACGUCAAAAUCAUGAAUACCGGGCAUGGGUUGUCGUCAAUUGAACAAGUUCCGGUCAUCGAUCUGGAAGCCGAAGAAAAAGUAUUAAUAGAUCAAAUAUACGGUGCCUGUUCCAGAUUCGGAUUCUUUCAGGUAGUAAAUCAUGGAAUCAACGCAGACUUAAUUGACAGGUAUCGCGAACAGUGUCGAGAAUUUUUUGAGGGUUUGGAUUUGAAACAUAAAAGGGCUUCGAAACGCAGCGCCGACAACGCGCGUGGAUUUUUCGACGACGAGCUGACCAAGCAACGGCGUGAUUGGAAAGAAGCGCUGGACGGGGGUAUGCCGUUUUCUCGAGAUUGGGCUCUGCCAGAUCGAGAUCCAUUGAAUGCUGGAUUGGAUGGAUAUAACCAAUUCCCGUCAACAGCGAUCCUCCCACAUUUUCGGGAUACAUUUGUGGAGUAUUUCCAAGCUUGUGAAAAGCUUUCGGAUCGGUUGGCCGUGCUCAUGGCAAGAGCACUAGGAGCACACGGAGACGAGGCUUUAGUUCGGGAUCUACGAGCGCAUCAUACAUCGUAUCUUCGAACAAAUUUUUAUCCUAUGUGUCCCAACGAAAACAACAACUCCAUCGAUAGUCCGCUGGGUAUCAGUCCGCACAAUGACGCUGGCUUCUUGACAGUGCUUCUGCAAGACAAUGAUUGUCAUUCUCUACAGGUCUAUCUGCGAGAGACAGACGAAUGGUCGACGGUUCAUCCGCUACCAAAUGCGUUGACAAUUAAUACAGGCGACAUGGCGCAAGUUUGGUCGAACGGCCGCUAUCAAGCGCCGUCGCACCGCGUCCUUACAAAUCCCAAUCAAGUAAGAUACUCGGCGCCUUUCUUUUACAAUCCGGGCUAUGAAACUUGGGUCCAACCCCUUCAAGCGACUGACAGUGGAAUCGAGGAGCCUGAUUUUUAUCACCCAAUACUUUGGGGCUACUUUCGAGCCGCACGCUUUGCGGGUGACUUCACUGAUCUGGGAAUAGAGAUUCAGAUUUCAGACUACGAGACUUCUCGUGUCGAUAGCUCACCGCAUCGGCAGCUCCAAAAGGUAUUUGUCCGAGAGGGAUGGUGUCGAAGACCUUUCAGCGCGGAUGCUUAUCGGGAACUUUUGAAGAUCACGCAGUGCCCAUGA